Molecule: messenger RNA, 1176 nt
Organism: Mycena indigotica
Lineage: Eukaryota; Fungi; Basidiomycota; Agaricomycetes; Agaricales; Mycenaceae
Exons: 2
Coding region: 1-1176 (391 amino acids)
Source: RefSeq, a predicted model, not a curated record
AUGCCUUCCGACCUCCCACAAGAAAUCAUCAACACCAUUAUCGGACACAUCCCAACCUCAGAUGCGUCUACAUUGAAGGCAUCAGCUGCUGUUUGUUCUUCAUUUCAUGAUCCCAGCCGGCGGAAACUCUUCAACACACUUCGUCUCUACCGAGCUCGCUCGCUACAACGACCCACGCUUGAAGAAGGAGCGGAGUUGUUCGAUUCUUCACCUUCCAUUUCAGCCUAUGUUCGGGACGUGGUUCUGGAAGUAUCCGACGCCACGGAGGAUUGUGUCGCGCUGGAAAAGAUUCUGAAUCGAUUAGUCGCCGAUGGACUGCUGGAGAGAUUAGUCAUCAACGGCAGAGGAGCGCGGUGGAACAUUGUCGCCAAAGCUUUACCUACCCUCCCCGAGGCACUUUUCGCCGCCAUGAACCUAUCGUCAUUGACUCGACUUCAUCUGAUGCAUCUUCGGAAUGUUCCUUCAAAUCUAUUUUCUACGGCACUCGGGUUACCUAUUGUCUCAUUCCACCAGGUCUCACUACGUCGAAAUACUGCGUUUGUUCCCGGAGAAACACCUUCUCGCGUGGGGCAUCUGAUUAUUGCAGAUUCUGUCACUGACAGUGCUACCCCCAUUCUUCAAUCCCUUUUCUCCUCUCCCCCGCCGUCUUUGAAACGGCUGGAAGUUCGUCUCGCACAGGCUGAGGAUAAUUACGAAAAACGGUUGCUCAAGAUGUGCUCAGAUACGCUGGAGGAGUUAGUGAUCAAUACUGGUGAACUCACCCGUCAACCCUCUUAUCUCUUCCCAACUUUUUCACAUCUUCAUACACUCAACAUCAAACUCUUCGUUAACCGUCAUCGGAAACUACCUGACUUAUUACUCCCGACCAUUUCCCUCUGCACACUCAACUCAUGUCCCGUCCUGCAGACACUUAUCCUUCGGUUUAUUGUGGAACCCCGCUUUCCUAAAGCUGAAAAGGCGUGGACGAUCACUGAAUCAGCCUCGGGAGGAAUUCCAGCCCGCGCCAUUCGUUGCGUGCUUGUAUUGCGCGAUAUCGCUGCAGGACCUGAGCCGAGAGACGAUUCUGAGUUGUAUGAAAAGUUCGAGACUGCCAUGGAGGAACUUUUCGUCGGGAGAGAAGGGGUUUCUUGUGAACUUGCGCCGCCACAAGGCUUCUACUUGGAUCAGUUACCAUAA